Juglans microcarpa x Juglans regia is the source of this 1233-nucleotide messenger RNA. RefSeq lists its product as uncharacterized. The record is from RefSeq and is a predicted model, not a curated record. NCBI's taxonomy places the organism in Eukaryota, Viridiplantae, Streptophyta, Magnoliopsida, Fagales, Juglandaceae. The transcript is spliced from 4 exons. Bases 245 to 1135 code for a protein of 296 amino acids.
AUAAUAACUAAUAAGAACAUGAAGAAACAAGGAUUAUACCGGCUAAUAGCCAUGCCCAUGUACAUGGUCCAGGCGCUCCCAAUUUUAAUCGGGUAUUUAACUUUCGGAUAAAAAAGUAUUGAGCGCUCGGAGGAGUCGAACUGCCAAAACCGAACCAUACUGUGUAUUUGGGCGAUUACGUUUACUCCGUAGUCCGUAGUAAGCCAGCUCAGUAUUGCUCUGUAGUCCCACGGUUCAGUCCAAGAUGGACGGAACGAGGAAAUUGGAUUCUGGGUUUCUGAUUUGGCUGCUCUUUGUCAAUAUUUUCCUGCCCUUUUCCUUUGGUAAACCUGAUGGAGUGUGUGUCUCCCAAGGUGCUCGCUUUCCACCUUUCUCAUCCGAGGGAAAACCUCCAAGAAAGGUAAGCAAGGGUGCCAAAGAUUUGACACUUUGUAGGGUUUUCCGCAGAAAGACUUGCUGUGAUGUAGCCCAGACGUAUCCUGCAUUGCUAUCUGUCAGGAGGUUGGCUACAACAGGAGAAGGCAGCCCAGAGUGCAUGCACUUAUGGGAACUGUUGGAGUGUUCCAUAUGUCAUCCACGUGUUGGUGUUCAGGCAGGACCUCCUCUGAUAUGCAGCUCUUUUUGUGCGAGAGUCUAUGAGGCUUGCUCCAAUGCUUACUUCUCUAUGGAUGCAAAGACACAGGUUCUAGCACCAUGUGGGCUAAAAGACUUCAUCUGUGGCAGGGCUUCUGAGUGGGUAUCAAAUGGCACUGAGCUUUGCCUUGCUGCAGGUUUUUCUGUUAACCCAUCUGAUGAAAUGUACAUGAGCAUGGAGGACACAUCUUGCUAUGGAGGAAAAGCAAGUCUAGAUUCCAUUGCUGAUUCAUGGAGUGCUUCGCAUUCUAAGGUGCCCAAGGGAACUGCUAAUUCUGGGGUGUUCGAAGAUUUCCAGCAAUGGGUGAGGGAGAUGCCAUUUAGGGAAAGGGUUUCUUGGGCAGUAGGAGGGAUGGCUCUGACAGCAGGAUUGCUAUUUAUAAGCAAAAGGAAGAGUCAUAACCAUCGCCAAAAGCUUGCGGUUAUUCGACGCAACGCAAGGAAACUGGAAGCCAAGAGGGAUGUCAGCAAUCAAGGAAGCAGAAGGGGAAUUGGAAGAUGACUCUCCUUGUAGGUGAACAUAAUAGUUGCUUGCAAAUCAUGUCUCAACUUUUGUUAUAAUACCAUAAAUGAAUGCCUCUUGAUAUUUUUGUUCUGUUA